CUGGAAACAAUUGUGUGCUUCCGGCGAGUUGAAUAACCCAGUCCUGGACAAGACCUGGUAUGUCAUUGCCCUACAGGUUCAAAGCAAGAGGCACCGGAAAUAAUGCUGCAAUGGCACACACCACUACUUCUGUCCAUCACCACAGAAGCACGACAAAGGUCGAGCACAAACCCUUCAAGUCGCGGUUUGCCUCGAAGAGCGCCUUGAAGGACCAGGCGAAAGGCAAAAUCGAGAGCCAAAGGCCAGAGAGAGGCCAGAGAAAGACCCCUCACCAACAAGUCAUGUCGAAACUCGCCAGACGCAACCAGGCCAAGCAACUGCGCAUGCACCACAAGGACAAGAAAGAGGGGGAAGAGCUCAUAUUUCAAGGUGUCGAUGGAGCAGCAAAACACAUUGCAGUCGUGCCGCUUUCGAGUGACAUCAAUCCAUACUCGGUCAUCAAGACCCUGAAUGAAAGUGUCGAUAUUUCGGAUUCCAACGUCUCCUCUGGGACGGUUCCCGUCCGAGUCGACCGCUUUCGCCGCAACCUCCUCUAUCUACCCGCUAAAUUCGACCUGCUGAACGCUCUGGACAUUUGCAAGCUUGCGGACUGGGUGAUUUUUGUUCUCGACGCGGAGCAAAAGUACGGCGAAGAGGAGGAUCUAUUUCUGAGAUCACUCGAAGGCCAAGGCAUCACCAAUGUGACCGCUCUCGUUAUCAACCUAGAUCAGACAAUCCCAGCUCCGAAGAGGAUGCGCCAUCUGACGGAGAUGAACAUUGCUCUAGGCCGCUAUUUUCCCGCUCUUGACAAAUUGUCCAGCCUGGACAGCAAAUCAGACUGCUCAAACUUGGUCCGACGGAUUUGUACGGCUUCAACGCGAGGGAUUCGGUGGCGAGACGACAGAAGCUGGAUGCUGAUCGAGCAAGCCAACUGGAGCCCCCAAGUGGACGAAACAACCGCGACCACCAGUGUCACGCUGUUCGGGACGAUUCGAGGGAAAGCGCUGAAUCCGGAUCGCUUGGUCCAUGUCCCAGGCUGGGGAGAUUUCCGCAUUUCUUCAAUCCGACAGGUGCCUCGCCAAGGGCAAAAGCGGAAGGCCGAAGAGAUGGACGCGGACGAGCCCAUCAAGGAGUGGAAACCCACCGCGGACCAAGACGACCUCGCAGAGCUGGCACCCGAGGAAGCCGAGAUGCAAGAUGCAGCAAGCACCGUGGCCACCACCGAGCAUAAAGGGGUUCUACUCGAUGACCAUCACUAUUUCUCCGACGACAACUCUCACAUGCCUCCCCCGCCCAAGAAACUACCUCCGGGGACUUCCAACUACCAAGCGGCCUGGUUUCUGGAUGACGUGUCGGAUUCUGAAUCCGACAUGAGCGACGACGAAGACCGAGACGGCGACGUGGCCAUGGACGCGGAGCAAGAGUCACUAAACGCCGGAGACGGUGGCGGGAUGGUUCUCACGAACGCCGAAGACGGCGGCAGCGUGAUGGAAGGCAAAGCCCCCUCCGAAUAUCCCCAGUCAGAAAUGAACCUCGACGACGACCAGGACGACGCACCGCUCGAAGCGGAAGAGGAGGCGCGGCAGCUCGCAGAAUUCCGCGCCAGCCGCCGGAAGAAGGAGGCCGAGGAGGACCUGGAGUUCCCGGACGAGAUCGAGCUGCACCCGGACGUGCUCGCGCGGGAGCGACUGGCGAAGUACCGCGGGCUGAAGAGCCUGCGGACGAGCGAGUGGAACCACGCCGAGGACGCGCCCUACGAGCCCGCCGAGUACAAGCGCCUGCUGCAGGUGCCGGAGUACCGGAAGUCGUACAGCAGCGUGAUCAAGGAGUCGCUGGCGGGGGCGGUGCUGGCCGGGACGAGAGUCGAGAUCGAGCUGCGCGACGUGCCGAUCUCGCUCCAGUCGCGCGCUCCGCAGCCGUCGUCCAUGUUCUCGCUGCUCAGGCACGAGCACAAACACGCCGUGAUCAACCUCAACGUGACGCUGCGCUCGGACCUCGCGGAACCGGUCAAGUCCAAGGACGAGCUGAUCGUGCAGAUCGGCCACCGGCGCCUGCUCAUCAACCCGGUCUUCUCGGCCGCGGGCCAGACGCCCAACGACGUGCACAAAUUCGACCGAUUCCUCCACCCAGGGCGCACAGCGAUCGCGAGCUUCACGGGGCCGCUGACGUGGGGCUCUGUGCCGGUGCUGAUCUUCCAACGCCAAUCCCCUCGCCAGUCAUCAGACGGCACCAACCCAGACACAAUCGAGGACACAACCGCACCGGCACUGAUCGACGCGCACACCACCACCCAGCGCAUCCCUUCCUCCUCUUCAACACCACUUUCUCCGCUCCGCCUGAUCGGGACCGCGACGACCCUGCCGCCCUCGUCGACGCGGGUGGUCGCCAAACGCCUCAUCCUGACGGGCCACCCGUACAAGAUCCACAAGAAGCUGGUGACGGUGCGGUACAUGUUCUUCACCCGGGCGGACGUGCAGUGGUUCGCGGCUCUGCCGCUCUUCACCCGGCGCGGGCGCCAGGGCUUCAUCAAGGAGCCGCUCGGCACCCACGGCUACUUCAAGGCCACCUUCGACGGGCGCAUCGGCCCACUCGACGCCGUCGGCGUCGCGCUGUACAAGCGGGUGUGGCCGCGGCCGGCGAGGGUGUGGGAAAGUGAGGGGGUUUGAUUGUAGGGUGGCCCGAGGAUAACAUGCUGCGAGGGUCAAGAAGGGGGUAGGACUGGGAUACAUGGGCGAUAUGCACCGAGACGAUGACGAGCAUGAAUUGAUGAUGAUUAUGGGAAGGCUAUGAUCGUGAUGAAACAUCAUACCAUGAAUAGAGAGCAUAGAACAUUGGAAGGGAAUCUACCUUCGAUGAACGAAAUACUUUGCCAGAUGAACGGCCAGCUUCACUCGAGCCAGUAACCAGCCAAACCGACCGGAACAAAGACCUUCAUUGCGCUCCAUCAUUCCCCAGAGCUCCUUCAAACGUCCUGUUUCAAGCC
Messenger RNA from Cladophialophora immunda, 2962 nucleotides. RefSeq lists its product as uncharacterized. The transcript is spliced from 2 exons. Gene Ontology annotation, biological process: endonucleolytic cleavage of tricistronic rRNA transcript (SSU-rRNA, 5.8S rRNA, LSU-rRNA); maturation of SSU-rRNA from tricistronic rRNA transcript (SSU-rRNA, 5.8S rRNA, LSU-rRNA); ribosome biogenesis. Gene Ontology annotation, molecular function: GTP binding; U3 snoRNA binding; GTPase activity. The record is from RefSeq and is a predicted model, not a curated record. Gene Ontology annotation, cellular component: preribosome, small subunit precursor; nucleus. Bases 60 to 2645 code for a protein of 861 amino acids. Lineage: Eukaryota; Fungi; Ascomycota; Eurotiomycetes; Chaetothyriales; Herpotrichiellaceae.